This is a messenger RNA of Eimeria maxima, 477 nucleotides long. RefSeq names its product ubiquitin-conjugating enzyme e2, putative. The transcript has 4 exons. Lineage: Eukaryota; Apicomplexa; Conoidasida; Eucoccidiorida; Eimeriidae. Gene Ontology annotation, biological process: proteasome-mediated ubiquitin-dependent protein catabolic process; DNA repair; protein polyubiquitination. Bases 1 to 477 code for a protein of 158 amino acids. Gene Ontology annotation, molecular function: ubiquitin conjugating enzyme activity. The record is from RefSeq and is a predicted model, not a curated record.
AUGAGGCGAAGAAUUGUGCAGGACAUAUCCCGAAUUACUCGUGAUCCCCCUCAUGGAGUGAAGGCAUCUCCCUUCUCAGACAACAUGAUGUAUUGCCACGCAAUAAUUAAUGGGCCAGAGGACACAAUGUGGGAGACGGGGACUUUCCACUUGCUGAUCAAGUUCACGGAGGACUACCCAACUUCGCCUCCUCAUGUGCGGUUCCUAACGCGAAUGUACCAUCCUAACAUUUACUCAGAUGGGAAGAUUUGUUUGGACAUCUUGCAAAAUCAGUGGAGCGCCAUGUAUGACGUCGCAGCAGUGCUCACUUCAAUCCAAAGUCUUCUAAGUGACCCCAACCCCGACUCUCCAGCUAACCCUCAGGCGGCUAAGAUGCUCGUCAAUAACAGAGUUGAAUACGACAGGCUUGUUCUGGAAUGUGUGGAAGACAGUUGGGAUAUCCCCCCAUUGCCAGAGGGCACGUUUGACGACGAGUAG